Molecule: messenger RNA, 2772 nt
Organism: Apis dorsata (giant honeybee)
Lineage: Eukaryota; Metazoa; Arthropoda; Insecta; Hymenoptera; Apidae
Exons: 6
Coding region: 548-2437 (629 amino acids)
Source: RefSeq, a predicted model, not a curated record
AAGGAAGAUUCGAAAGGGUGGUUAUUAUCUGAUCGUGAAAGUGGAACGAGAAUAUUAAGAGAAAAUGGCCGAAAAUCGAGGGUGGUUAUUAUUAUUCGAUCGUGAAAAUGGAGGCAGAACGAUUAAGAUGGUUAUCGAGCAUCAGCCACGGGUGAUAUAAUUGCUACUAAAAUGGAAGGCGUCAAACAGAAAGGGAAAGCGAAAUCAAAAUGGAGAAUUAAUUGCAGUUCGUGUUUGGAUCGUGACGAAAGACAGACUCCUGCGCGAGACUUGUUACAAAUAAAAACGAUCGUUGCUAUAAUAAGAAUCUGUUGCGUUUAUUCGUGGAUUGCUCGUUAUCGUCCAAUGGAAAUUAAAUAAAGCUAUUGAAUGAUUAAAGCGUAAAGCUUCAUCGACUAGAAUUGAGUCUGAUUAUUGUCACUUGACCUGAACCCGCAAGGGGCAACGGCGAUGUCAUUCGCUUCCGCCAUAAUUUCGCGAUAAUUUCAAAAAAUAAAAUAGAAACGUGUUGAUUCAGUGUGCGUAUUAAUCGUUUCUCGCGACAACAAUGCCAACCAGGCCACCUUGGAACACUUUCUUAUCACUUUCUACGCUGAUUGCUAAUGCCACUGUAGAAAACAGAAUCACUUACGACGAUCUGAUGGACAAAACGAUGAGCAUCGUUCGAACCUGUACGAUGGUCCAAUCAAACGACGCUCUUCUGUUAGCCGGAGAAUACGAGGAUUUCUUUCAACGAUCGUUACUCGACGAUAUACCAGUUGCCUUGAUCUCAGAAACGAAAUCGACGACAGCGUUCGAGCUGUUCACCCUGAGCAAAUACUCGUUCGAGAUCUACACGCAGUUCUCGUUCCUGUAUCUAAUUUGGAAAUUGAACCAAUUCGUCAUCGUCGCGUCCUCGCAACCGUUGCUUCGACUGCUUUUGCAAAAGACGAAGGACUCUGGCUGGGCUAACUUCACCGGUUUCCACAUUCUGAUAGAUAGAAGAACCGUGGAACACGGUUGCGUGAACGCUUAUAACUUUCUAUGGGCUGCCUGGGAAUACGACAGGCUUUCCACCAUUUUUCUUUGCAUCGAUCCUGUCGAAGGACUUGUCCUUUACACCUAUAAUCCUUAUUCGAGCGUGGCACCCAGAGCUUGGAAGGACGUUGGACAUUUUAAGGGACGCAGUGGACAUCCUUGGAUACUAUUGAAGCAAAGAUACAGAGAUGAUUCGAGGUUAUGCGAGAACUUGAUGUUCAACAAGACGAGGGAUUUAAACGGCUACGAGAUCAGAUUGAACGCUAUUUCCUUCGAGCCUCAUCUCCAAAUAGAUCAAAGUAAGCCAGGUUUGCAAAAAUUCACCGGCGACAAUAGCGAAAUCGUGAAACUGGUGUUGGUGAAGUUAAACGCGAGUCUGAACGUGCGAGUGUACACUGGCAGUGUGUACGAUCUUGGCGGAGUUGGCAAGCAUGGAAGUAUGGUGGGAAUGAUGGCCGACGUGGCUAACGGCGAAGUGGAUAUGGGAAUGAACGCGAGAAGUCUGAACAACAUGUGGAAGGUCGAGCAUACGUAUCCUCACGGAGACGAUGGUCUCUGCGUGAUCACUCAGAGAGCAGGAGAAAUAGCAGAGUUCGUCAAACUCUGGUCCUUCACGGCGCCGAUUAUACACAUAGGCAAUUUUGCCAUGUUCACGAUCGCUCUUGUGAUUCUCGCGAAAUAUCAGGGAUUUUGUCCGGCGUUUAUGAACAUCAUACGCAUGAUGACCUUCGUUUCCGUACGCAAACUGCCGAGAACCAGUUCCUGCAGAAUUUUCUUCUGCAGCGUGUUCGUUUUGUAUUUGAUAGUGAACGCGUUGGUGCAGAGUCAUUGGGCUUCGUUGCUCACCAUUCCCGUUCCUCUGCCGAAUAUUAGAACCGCGAAGGAUCUCAAGAAUUCUGGCUACCAGAUCUAUGGUUCCAUGUUUCACGAGCUAGAGCUUCAAGAUCCCAUAUUACGAUCACGUUUUCACGAAGACACCUAUUAUGCCUGCAAGCAGCACGUGCUUCGAUCGCCAUACGCUGCAUGUUUGGGCGAUUGUCAACAUCAGUACGUGAGAAUUCAGAACGAUUAUCUGUAUCGAUCCAAAAAGAUACAACAAAAUCUGCAAAUCUACGUAACUAGAGAGAAUUGGCCAUUGCUUCCUUCCGUAACAGAUAUGAUUCAUAGAACGGUGGAAAGUGGGAUAAGCUCGAUGUGGAAAAAAUUUAACAAAAGAAAUAUGGUUCGAGCGUGGAAAAAAAGACAAAUGAACCAUAAGAGAAGUUUUAGGACCUUGAAGAUCAAACACAUAGCGUUUACUUUCUACGCACUUGCGAUUGGAAAUUUGUUUGCAAUUGUGAUUUUUAUUUCAGAGAUUAUCGUUGGAAGGAAACGUGUUCGAAAUCGAGUCGAUAAGUUGAAAAAUUUAACUAAAUUAUAAAUGUAAAUUUGAAAAUAUCGAUUGUAAUAAUUUUACGAGUGUAUCGAUUGAUUCUGCGAAACAUUCUCUGUAACGAAGACAGUCUUUAGGGAUUUGGAAAGUGUUCUCAGGAAUGCCAGUUUCACAUAUAUGUAUGUUAUACUAUAAAAUGUUGCGACAUGAGGUAUUUUCGUUUCUAAUAUAGAUAGAGUCGAAGCAAUGAGAUAUAUCACGAAAUAUAUAUUUUUAAUCUUGAUAGUACAAUGGCAAAUAUUAAUAGUAUUCGCGAAACUUCGAAUAAGUUUGGACCAGUUUGAAGUUUUAACGAAGGAAUUGAGUUUGGUGUUGAGUGCUUG